Messenger RNA from Sycon ciliatum, 3393 nucleotides. RefSeq lists its product as uncharacterized. The transcript has 2 exons. The coding region runs from base 321 to 2891 and encodes 856 amino acids. NCBI's taxonomy places the organism in Eukaryota, Metazoa, Porifera, Calcarea, Leucosolenida, Sycettidae. Gene Ontology annotation, biological process: proteolysis; DNA integration. Gene Ontology annotation, molecular function: nucleic acid binding; aspartic-type endopeptidase activity. The record is from RefSeq and is a predicted model, not a curated record.
CAGGCAGACAUCGUCACUCUGGUGCGGGACCACGUGGAGGUGGUACACAGACUCAGUCAGCAACGAGGAAUGCUGACUCGGAGUGUUUUUCGUGUGGCCGGAAAGGUCAUUUCUCACGUAGCCCUGAGUGUCCAGCACGCGGAAAAAAAUGUUCAAACUGUGGGAAAGUUGGACAUUUUGCUGUUGUCUGUCGGUCGCAGAGGAAGAAGGACAAGGGAGGACAGCAGCGCAGAGUGCAUGAUUUGUCUGCUGACGCAGAGCAACAGGACAAGAGCAAGCAGAGCGCCAGUGAACCAGCCAGCAACUCCUACUCGUGCGAAAUGUACAAUGUCGGCCGAGUGGGUAGUAGCUCAAACAAACCAGUGUUCGUCGAUCUGGAGAUAAAUGGAGAUCAUCUUCUCAUGGAGCUCGACACAGGAGCUGAGCACACCGUCAUUCCGGAGAAGCUGUGGCAAGCUAAGUGGUCAGAUGUGUCGUUGUGUAAAUCGGAUAUUCGUUUGUGUGCAUUUGGUGGAACUGACAUUCCUGUUCUUGGUGAAGCCCGUGUUAGUGUGAAGUGUAAUGCACAGGUCGUUGAGUGUUCUCUACUCGUUGUAAAAGAGGGCUCUUGUGCACUGCUGGGUAGAGAUUGGUUGAGACAUAUUCGUCUCGAUUGGCAAGCCAUUUCAGCGUCUUUGCACACAGUCGAUCAGCAGCCAGAGUCUGCAGAAGUGUUUAGUGAGUUUUCAGACGUGUUUUCUGACACUCUUGGCUGCAUUUCUGAACACAUAGCAGAAAUUCGUUUGCGAGAUGGGGCUGUGCCCCGAUGUAUCCCUGCACGUCCGGUACCGUAUGCGUUACGUACCCAGGUAGAUCGUGAACUUGAUCGUCUAGAGCGUGAGGGCAUUAUUAAGAAGGUGGAGGCUGCAGAGUGGUCUUCACCAGUUGUAGUUGUACGCAAGCGCAAUGGAGACAUUCGUUUGUGCGCGGAUUUCAAAGUAUCCAUCAACAAACACAUUGAUCCACAGCAGUACCCCAUACCAAAUCCCACAGAUCUGUUGUCGUCUCUGGGUGGGGGCAGAGUUUUUUCUAAACUGGAUUUACGGCAAGCGUACGCGCAGCUGAAGCUCAGCGCGGAAAGCCAGAAGCUAUGUGUCAUCUCGACACAUCGUGGUUUGUAUGCGUAUACAAGGUUGCCAUUUGGUGUCUCCAGUGCCCCGUCGAUUUGGCAGCGCGUCAUCGAACAAAUCGUACAGGGUCUUGAUGGUGUAUCUGUAUAUUUCGAUGACUUACUUAUUGCUGCAGGUUCACGGCGAGAUCAUGACAUCCGCCUGAGGCGAGUUUUAGCCCGUUUCCGGAGGUAUGGCAUUCGUGUUAGUAGGGAAAAGUGUGUUUUCCUACAGGACAGUGUUCAGUAUCUCGGGUAUACCGUUUCUAAGAGCGGCAUAGCCCCGAACGACGACAAGCCUUUGUCGGCAGAGCAGGAGUCUGUCCUCAUUCAUGCUAUGAACGAAUUUACCGCCGAUCCAUGUGGUGACAUUCCUCUGUCUGCACCAGAGGUCGCCAAGGCAACUCAAGGUGAUGAGGUAUUGUCGGAUGUGAUGCGAUUUCUCAGAUUUGGUUGGCCUAGUGAUGUAGCAGAACGUUUCGUACCGUACAGCCGCAUUAGGGAUGAAUUGUCCAUUGAACAAGGCUGUUUGCUCUGGAAAAGCCGUGUAAUCAUUCCCAGUACAUUUCGACAAGCUCUCCUGCGGGAAUUACAUUCUGUGCACCUUGGCGUAAACAGAAUGAAGUCAGUUGCCCGCUCAUUCUUUUACUGGCCUAAGUUGGACUCUGAUAUUGCUGAUUUGUGUGCAUCGUGUGAGCUGUGUCAGCAAUUUGCUCGAGCUCCCUCUAAGGAGGCUACACACCCGUGGGUUUACCCCAGCCGAGCUUUUGAGCGUGUGCAUAUUGAUUUUGCCGAAUUUGAGCACCGUUUCUUCUUUGUUGUCGUGGAUGCCUACUCAAAAUGGGUCGAAGUAUUUGAUAUGGGCCGUGAUUCCACUACGUCUAAGACAAUUUCUUGCUUGAUGAAAUUGAUUUCCCACUUUGGUAUCCCAAAGUUUAUUGUGAGCGAUAAUGGGCCUCAGUUCACGUCCCACGAGUUUGCGUCAUUCUGUUCACAAAAUGGCAUCAUUCACAAGCUCACGCCUCCCUACCAUCCAGCAUCUAACGGUCAGGCUGAGCGCAUAGUCCAAGAGCUAAAAAAAUCGUUGAAGACACGUCCGCCCACUGUCUCGAUUGCUGCUCAGUUGUGUCGUUUUUUGUUUGCCUAUCGUACUACUCCGCAUAGUACCACGCGAGUUUCCCCUGCUGAUUUGGUAUUGCGAUUCACCCCGACGUCCCGUUUUUCCAUGUUGCAGCCAUCCUUUGGUGACACGAUGCGUCAGCCAACGAUGUCUUCUGGUCCGCCGUCUCGUGGUUUUGUUUCCGGCGAUCGAGUUUGGUUCCUGAAUCCUGUGCCCCGUGGUGGUCCAAAGUGGCUGAAGGGUGUGGUCCUGAAGCGCUUUGGCCCCCUGACCUACUCCGUUGAGUAUGAUGGUCGACAACGUACUAUACACGUUGAGCAUUUGCGCGCGUGCCAGUCGGAUGGUACUUCUGUUUGUGUCGACACGUUUCCGUCGACUUCUCCACAAGUUCCAGACACGGCUCCUGUGCCUGUGUUGCCUCCGCAGCAGCCAUCCUCUCCGGUACUGCCUGUUCCUUCGUCACAACCUACUAGUCCAGUUGCAGUUUCGAGUCCUCAGCCGUCUCUUCCGUCAUCUAGUACUGCUGUGCCUAGUCCAGCGUCACCAGCUGCUAGCCCCUGUCCGCCUCUUCGUCGUUCUGGCCGUGAGCGUGCUGCUCCGAAGCGCCUGAUUGAAGAGAUGUAGACUCUUCUUUGUACUGUGCAACUUUGCUGUUUACACAGGUUUACACUGUUCCUAUUCCUUGAAUAUGUGACGGUUUGCUCUCAGUUUUUCUCGUUUUCUUUAUUCUAUCGUUUUCGGUUUUCCUUGGUCAAAUGUGGAUACUCCCCAUUUCUCAUUUUAGGGGGGAGGAGUGUUAUGGAUUGCAUGCAUGUUAUGUGCAACGUCACAGUCCUAGAUUACAUGCAUGCUAUGUGUGACGUCAUUAUCAGAUUAUCUUAGCUACUGUUACCAUGCGCGUAGUUACUGUUGCCAUGCGCGUAGUUACUGUUGCUAUGCAGCACUCACUGUAUCUAGAGUGUGCGCAUGUGUGUAAUGUGCUUCUCCUGGGAUCCAUCUUGGCUUCCUGUGCUGCAUGUCUUUCCUCUCUGGUUUUACCUUUACUUCCAUGUUCCCUUUCAAUGCAAUGUAUUUCUAAACUCUCCGAGCCGUGUGUAUCAGUGGAACUGUGUAUGAGUAGUGUGCG